This is a messenger RNA of Brettanomyces nanus, 825 nucleotides long. RefSeq lists its product as uncharacterized. The transcript has a single exon. Gene Ontology annotation, cellular component: membrane. NCBI's taxonomy places the organism in Eukaryota, Fungi, Ascomycota, Pichiomycetes, Pichiales, Pichiaceae. The record is from RefSeq and is a predicted model, not a curated record. Gene Ontology annotation, biological process: vesicle-mediated transport. Bases 1 to 825 code for a protein of 274 amino acids.
AUGCGUCCUCUAAAUGCAUCUAUUAUUCAUGCCUGUCUCACAGUGAACUCAACAACUCUAUAUACUUAUGACGACCGAUUUUAUGCACCAAAAUUGGAUCUCAAUUAUGCGGAACUCGUUUCCAAGAAUAUUGGCAUUAUAAACUCCGUUCCAGAAGACCGGUCAGAUGAUUAUAAGCUCAGUGGGUAUACGCUUCUCACUAACAAGAACUCCAUGGGAAAUGGUUUCGCCAAUGCCAAUCGAAGUGUGAAUUUGAUAUUGUACUACGACAAGAAGUUGAUGAAAAAUAACGACCUUAUAACACUUGUUCUGCUUUGCAGUGACACGGUGUUGAAGAGCUUUGUGUACAAUGUGAUGAACAAGUUGAUGUUCACAUACUUAAGCGAAUAUUACGAAUCGCCAGGACUUACAGCCAAUGUGACCACUACCACGAAUUUCGAGUACAAGUUGAAAAUGAAGGAGAUCAUAGUUGAGGAGCAACUCAAGCUGGCACAGUUGACUCAAAACUAUGGCUCUAUUGAUGGAGAACUUGAUGAAGUUCGAAAUAUCAUGAACGAUAAUAUAGAUAAAAUCCUAGAAAGAGGCCAGACGCUCAACAGUUUGAUUGAUAAGACACAUAACUUAAACUCUUCUUCUAACUCGUUUCGAAGACGGGCCGUUUCCUUGAAGCGUAGACUUUGGUGGUCCAAUGCCAAGUCGAUUAUGAUCGUAUGCUUUGUGGCCAUCGUGUUGCUCUAUCUUCUAAUCGGACUUGAGUGUGGACUUCCCUUCUACAGUAAAUGCAUGCAUCCUUCUAAGCCUGUGCAGCCUAAAAAAGGUAACUGA